AUGGAAGCCGAAGGCUCAUUUAUAAGUUCGACGAUGAUAAUGUAUGAGGACGAAUCUGUGGAUAUUCACUAUGAAAAUGGGGCACAGUUACAACUUUCGCCGUGUGGGAGCGAAUUUAUGUUGGUGAAAGGCUCAGUCGCCAUUAAUGGACAUACACUUGAGACUCCCGUGAGAGUUCGACAGAGGACGCGGUUCACGAUCAGUGCUUAUAAAAAGUUCGUCAUUGCUGCAUUGAUAUUCAGGAAUAAGUAUGCUAGUCAGCCAUAUCUGCCAAAGGAACUUACCGCUCCUGGUCACAAAAAGCCUUUGAGAAGUAUUAACUUGGAAGUGCUGUGGCCUAGCUUGUCCUCCAGCGAGGCUGCGAUUGGACCUGAAAGUGAGACCAUCAUCAAAUCAGAGGACAAAAGCACUGUUCUGACACUGGCAGCCUCGGGUGAAGAGUUCUUUGUGGAGUAUGCAUGCCGAUUUAGCGAAAAUCGCCAUCAACAACCACAAAAUUUAGACAGAGACCUCGAAUGCAUCCAAGACAAUCAACAGCAGCGUGAAAGUAGCUUGACUUAUUUGACUGCAGAAUACCUACAGAGCCCCAUUAAUGACAUCCAAAAGGUUGAUCAGGCGGGAAGAAAAAUAUCAUGUUCUCCUCAAAUGAUCAUUGAUGAGGCCAAGCCAGAGGAGAAGUACCAGUCUGUCACAGUAGUCCAGCACCACUCCUGUCAUAGAAUUGCACCAUCUUGGUGCUACCCUCUCUCCUUGGCUCGCCAUCACUGGACAGCGCGUGUGUCCAUACUUGGUGAUUCUGAAGAAGACCAAACCAGAAGUUCAAAGACUGGGCAAAUUCUGAAUAGAACAGACUUGGCUAUUGAAGAAAGAAGGUUUCUCCUCCCACAAGCACUGCCUCUGAUCUGCCCGUCACCUCACCUUCACAGUUGGAAGUAUCCAGAUCCAAUCACACAAAAUCAACCAGAUCAAAACUCUCUAACAGAACUGGUGAAAGUCCUGUGGCACCAAGGGGUGACAUACAGGAUACUAGACGAUGAUGUCCCACUCAUAGAAGUUUCUCUUGGGGAUGGAUCUGUCAUCCGAUCUAAAGGAGUCCUCAGCUUGUACUUUACUCAUUAUAAGCCUCAAUGCCGAUCUACCGAAACCAAUGUAAAAGAGGUAACGUAUCACAUCAAUGGUCUUCCACCUGACAUACCCGGACAGUUGUAUUCCAUUUCCUCUAUUGUGAGUCGUGCAAGCAGUCUUCUUACCAGAUACAAAGAGGCCAAAAAAAUAAGACUCAUUGAUACACCAAGCUGCUUCAUACAGGUGGAGAUUAACUUUUACAUGGAUAUGUGCAUUGUCUGA
Molecule: messenger RNA, 1347 nt
Organism: Nerophis lumbriciformis (worm pipefish)
Lineage: Eukaryota; Metazoa; Chordata; Actinopteri; Syngnathiformes; Syngnathidae
Source: RefSeq, a predicted model, not a curated record